Messenger RNA from Girardinichthys multiradiatus, 2342 nucleotides. Its product is annotated as protein mono-ADP-ribosyltransferase PARP12-like. The record is from RefSeq and is a predicted model, not a curated record. The coding region runs from base 146 to 1507 and encodes 453 amino acids. Gene Ontology annotation, molecular function: metal ion binding. The transcript is spliced from 8 exons. NCBI's taxonomy places the organism in Eukaryota, Metazoa, Chordata, Actinopteri, Cyprinodontiformes, Goodeidae.
UGGUUCUCACAGAUUCCGAGUUGUGUAGGUAUAGGAGGGCGGAGAACAUCUGCACCUGUUGCUCCUCCCCUGCUCUCAGCACCUCCUCCAUAGCCAUGACUCUCCUCUCGGCCGUCAGUCUCUCUGUAUCCGCAGAUGAGGCAGCAUGUCGUCCAUCAGCUCAGUGAUCCACCAGGCCACCAGCUGCCUGUGUGACAGCAGGGGGUCCAUGCAUCUGCAGCAGCUGCAGCAACAUCUGCAGGAUCGCUGCCGACUCUCAGAUGGAGACUUCAUCUACAUCAUCCAGGGCUGUCCGCAGCGCUUUCUGCUGGUCCCCGAGGGGAAGUCCUACACGGUGGUGGGCCGUACCUCCCUGCGGCUCUGCAGGACUUACAGCCGGGGAGAUCGGUGCGAAGGAAGCUGUCAGCAGCUGCACCUCUGCAAGUUCUACGUCUUUGGGAACUGCAGGUUCGGAAAGGGCAGGAAGCUAUGUAAACUAUCCCACGAUGUCCACUCAGCUCAUAAUUUUGCAUUACUGAGAGAGUGCACACUGCACGAGCUGAAGGACAAUGAGCUGUUCCUGCUGCUGCUGCAGAACGACCCGCAGCUGCUGCCUGAGGUGUGUUUCCACUACAACAAAGGCUCAGCUCCUCAUGGCUGCUGCAGCUUCCAGGAUUCCUGCACCAAAGUUCACCUGUGUCAGCACUUCGUUCAGGGAGACUGCAUGUUCGGACACAAGUGCAAGCGACAGCACGCUAUCGACCGGCACGGUCAGAGGAUCCUGGAGGAGAGAGGGGUGAGCAGGGACAUCAUCAAAGACCUGUCGAUUAUCUACAGGAACAUCCAAUACCUCAGAGCCGCUGCUGCAUCACCUGGAACUGCAUCACCUGCUGCAGACAACACAGAUGCUGCUUGGUUCUGUAAAGCAGCUCAGACAGACGAGACUGAGGAAAUCUGUCUGUACUUCAUCAGGAACAGCUGCAGGUUCCAACAAAACUGCCGCCGGGUUCACUUCCACCUUCCUUAUAAGUGGGAGGUCUAUGACGGCACCAACUGGUCAGAUCUGGAGAACAUGGAGGAGAUUGAACAGGAUUACUGCAACCCUGCAAGUACCUGCAGCUCAGAUUAUCAGCAGGUGGACUUUGUGACAAUGACAUUGGAGUCAAUGCCCGUCCGCCGCCUCUCCACGGUCUCCUCAGUGAUGAAGCCGCCUCACUACAGUCUUACGACUCAGUGGUUGUGGUACUACAAGGGGGACCAGGGGGACUGGGUGAAGUAUGGACAGCUGGAAGAGAAGCAGCUAUCAACGUCAGUGACAUCCCAGACUUUAGAGGAAGCCUUUCUGUCUGGAAAAAAGGCUGAAGUUGAAGUGAUAAAGGGCCGGAGGGUUUAUGUUGUUUCCUUCAAAGACAUGUACCAGAGGAAUCCCAAACAAAAAACAAAACGGAGAGUCUGCCGCCGUCCCCGCUUCGUCUCCAAGGCUGAGGUGGACAAACUGGUGGCUAAUCCGCGGAAGUGUUCCGGAUAAUUGCCUUUCCUGUGGUUUCUGGUUUCAGGUUGUCUGUAACCAUGGAUCAGAUGGACAGAGUCUGCAGCUCCAUAUGACAAUCAAACAUAUUUGACACCACCAAACAGGAAGCUUACCUCCUGUUCAUAAUCAGGUGGAUUCCGUUUUUGUUGUUUUUAGUUGCAGAAAAGCUCUUGGCAUUUAGAUUUAGCCUCACCAGUUAUCUUCAAUUAGAGCAAAAGCUUAUUGAAAUCUUUUUCUUGCAUGUUGAGCUGUCUCUUCUCCUCAGCAGCAACUGGCAUCUCAGCUUAGUGUUUGAAUCAUCUGGUUUGUGCCGGUGGUUGUAGAACACAGGCUGAGCUGGUCUCCAUCAUUUAAAGGACUCAGAUAACUAAUGAUUCAUCAGAAAGCAUGAAGAGAGACGGGCUCAUAUCUGGAACUAGGCAUGUUGUGUAGAAAGCACUGACGAGUUGCUGAAGCAGGAAACAUUUAGUUUGCUCAGAAAAUGGAUUAAAAAGAAAAGUUCUUCCAGACUGAACCUAAAGACUGGUGUUAAUAAUAAAUAUUUUUGCAUGAUGUUUCAUUACCUCAAGUGGCAUUACUUACAGCUGAUAUUGCACUGGAUGGACUAGAUGCUGCUGUCUGCUAUUUUUUAGCAUUAUUUUGUAUUUUUUCAUGAAAAAUAGAUUUUUCUUGCUGUUUGCACUUUCAGAAGCUUUUAUGUUAUUCUGUUAUGUCAGAGCCGGUUUCUGUAACAUGUUUGAUAUGAACAUGGAUGGCUCAUCCUCAUGUAUCAAACAUCCAAUGAUUUGUUGUAAAUUUCUCACCUUAUUAUUGAGUAAAACCUUUGGUUUUC